GGAGUGGACAUGGAGGUCGUUAGACCUGUUCUCCUCAGUCUUUGCAACUGAACACCUCUUCUGUGCUCAGGAGAUUACACAGCAGACUCCGGCUGAAGAUGGCAGAUUUUUCAACAUAUCAGAUAGCUCGAUUUUUUUUUUUUUUGAUCAUGCCUCAGUAUAAUUAAAUAAUCUAUUAUUUCAUGGGAGACAGAAUUCUACAAAUUUCUUCUGUUAUUCCGGGAGAAAUAAUAAGUCAUUGCAGAACACAUUUUCUCAUUUGGCAUUGCUUUGGUAAAGCAUCGUGUUGCCAAAUGAUAAAAGCGGCUUUUUGAAAGUGGAGACCUUGGUUCAGAUUUCUCAAGUAUAUCUGCACUGACACAUUUGCAUUUUCAGUUACUGAAGAGUUUCCUCCUUUCAGAAGUAUCUUCCCAAAUUGCCAACAGAGAGGCCCUGGUGUUUGUGGAAACAGAAGGGCUUUUCCUUUGAUGUAAUCUCAAAGCAGUUUCAACACAAUUGAACACCUGGAAAUUUAAAAAAAAUACAGUUCUCUGAAUACUUUUCCUGGUAAUUUAGAAAAGCCUGCUGUUUUCUCUUCCUGCUUUUUUUUCCAUUUCCCUUUUCUGUUGGUGCUUUUCAAGAAUUACUGCCUUAGAAGAAAACAGGUAAUUUAUGAGGAAAAAGUACAAACUAUCAGAUGUCACAAAACCUAUAUUCAAGGACUUCCAAAAAAGCCAGAAGAUCAAAUUGCUAGUUCAAAGUUGUUGGAUUGCUAGUCAUGUCAUGAGGAUCAGAAGGCUGAGAUUUUUGUAGAAGCUUAGACCAGUGUGAUAGGACUGGUUGGAUCAAGAUAUUUGCUGAAGGGACUAAGCUCAUAGUGACUUCGCCUGCAAAUAGUUACUGAAAACAGUUUUCGUUCUGAAUGCUGGAGAUAAAAGGGCAAAGAAGCACAGUCUCAACACUCAGAAGCUGCCAGUCUGGCAGAUAAGUAUUCUAGAUUCUGGUUUGGUUGGGCCCUGCCCAUGUUCUUUGACCUGUGGCUGCCGGAGAAGCAGAAGGUCUUGGGUUCAUGAGCUUGUUUUCUUUCUUAAUUUAUGUAGCAGUUAUUGCUUACAAGAUCUAUGUAUUGUGUUUGGUGGGUGGAUUUGAUAAAAUGACCCGAUAUUGUUCCUUUAAGGAGAAAAUUAAUAUUAGUACAGUUUAUUGAGAGCCAGACACCAUGGUAAAUAGUUUCAGUGCUUUAUCUCCUUCCUCAUCAGACCUAUGCAGGAGAUCCUCUUAGUCCCAUUUCACAGAUGAGGAAACUGAGGCCUAGAGAAGAGCAGUUACUUUCUUAAAGUCACAUGACUAGUCACUGUGGCAAGGACUGGGAUCUAGAUAAACACCUUGAUGCAGAUGUUUCACCCAAGCCCACUAUAUUUCUUCCUUCCAUUGCUGAAACAAACCUCCAUAAGGCUGGAACAUACCUUUGUCUUCUUGAGAAUUUUUUCCCGGAUGUUAUUAAGAUACAUUGGCAAGAAAAGAAGAGCAACACGAUUCUGGGAUCCCAGGAGGGGAACACCGUGAAGACUAAUGACACAUACAUGAAAUUUAGCUGGUUAACGGUGCCGGAAAAGUCACUGGAUAAAGAGCACAGAUGUAUCGUCAGACAUGAGAAUAAUAAAAAUGGAGUUGAUCAAGAAAUUAUCUUUCCUCCAAUAAAGACAGAUGUCACCACAAUGGAUCCCAAAGACAAUUGUUCAAAAGAUGCAAAUGAUGCACUACUGCUGCAGCUCACAAACACCUCUGCAUAUUACAUGUACCUCCUCCUGCUCGUCAAGAGUGAGGUCUAUUUUGCCAUCAUCGCCGUCUGUCUGCUUAGAAGAACGGCUGUCUGCUGCGAUGGAGAGAGAUCGUAACAGACGGUGGCACAAGGAAGCCAUCUUUUUCUCAUCGGCUAUUGUCCCUAGAAGUGUCUUCUGAGGAUCUAGUUGGGCUUUCUUUCUGGGUUUGGGCUAUUUCAGUUUUCAUGUGUGUACUAUUCUAUCAUUGUUGUAUAAUGGUUUUCAAACCAGUGGGCACACGGAAAACCUCACUCUGUGAUGACAAUGAGGAAUAGCCAUGGCAGUCUCCAGUACCACUCUCUCCAUAUUCUCCACAGCUCCUCCAGCCAACCCAAAUAGCCACUGCCAUGGUGUAGACAGUCCGCGGCUUCUAGCCUUGUCCCUCCCUUAGUGUUCUUUAAUCAGAUAACUGCCUGGAAGCCUUUCAUUUUACAUGUCCUGAAACAGCCUUCUUUGCUAGUUGAAUUAUGUGGUGUGUUUUUCAUAAUAGGCAAAAUAAAUUUUAAAAAAUGAAAAGUUGA
Cercocebus atys (sooty mangabey) is the source of this 2323-nucleotide messenger RNA. RefSeq names its product T-cell receptor gamma chain C region 1. The record is from RefSeq and is a predicted model, not a curated record. The transcript is spliced from 5 exons. NCBI's taxonomy places the organism in Eukaryota, Metazoa, Chordata, Mammalia, Primates, Cercopithecidae. The coding region runs from base 1323 to 1877 and encodes 184 amino acids.